This is a messenger RNA of Scatophagus argus, 3354 nucleotides long. RefSeq names its product toll-like receptor adaptor molecule 1 (gene ticam1). Bases 360 to 2144 code for a protein of 594 amino acids. Gene Ontology annotation, molecular function: protein kinase binding. Lineage: Eukaryota; Metazoa; Chordata; Actinopteri; Scatophagidae. Gene Ontology annotation, biological process: positive regulation of cytokine production involved in inflammatory response; positive regulation of natural killer cell activation; positive regulation of myeloid dendritic cell cytokine production. The record is from RefSeq and is a predicted model, not a curated record. The transcript is spliced from 2 exons.
GAGCUUCAAGCUGGCAGAGGCCCACUUGAUACGAGUACGGCUACUGCUGAAUUUUAUACCGAAGUUCAACAAGAUUCUCUGCACCCAGUUUUGUUGCUCUGUGGUCAAUUUCAGUUGUGCACUAAGAACUCCCUGUCAAGAGAGAGUUUUCUGCAGCUGAACUGUGGGUAAAAGAGAGAUUCUGAGUGACUUCCUUGUUUGAUCUGAUAGCAUACAGACUCAUUUUAAUGUUUUGGCGCCUACAACUCCAUAGUGAAACAAGAAUGUCUGAAAUUGUGCACACCUCUCUGAAACAACAAAAGUUUUUGAUGGAAUGAGAAAGUUGGAAAACGGAGUUUGAACAGCAAGUAAAACUAAAAAUGAGUCACGGGGUACAAGAAAACCAAGGGACAGGACUGAGAGAUGUUUUUGACGCACUCCUUAAAGCACCUCCUGAGCGCCUACUAAGCCUGACAUUCCAGCUGAGUGAGUCUCCUGAAGAUAAUAUCAUACACGCCUUGUGUCUGAUCGUCCUCCAGAAGGAGGCGCAGGCCAUGAAAAAACUCCAGAUGCUUGGGGACAACCACCUUGCUAAACAUCUGGCUGAAAAGUGGCAGACGAGUGAAGGUAAACCAGAAGAUUUUGGGAUUCAUUGUGGUAAUUUCCAAGAGUUUACACAGGAAUCUUUGGCUUUGUUGGCACGCAUUUUCAAAGUUUUGUCAGAGCAGAGGCUGUGUGAUCCACUUCUGAGAAACCUGGCAUAUCAGAGAGCCAUUUCUAGUGAUGAUCAAAAAACAAGCAGUUGUGAGGAUCUCUGGUAUGGUCAACUCAGGGAGGAAGCUAAAGCUGUCUGUGGGCCUCAGUUCGAGGAGUGGAUGUGCUCCACUAUGGAUCUCAAGCCUGGGUCGUAUUGUGACCUUCACAGGAGCCUGGAGGAAGGCAGCAAAGUCACUUUGUCCCAGGAUGAGUCAGAUAGAGCUCACAGUCUGCCCAGUCCACUGCAGGCAAGUUCCUCAGUGCUCUCAUACCCUACUCAUCUAGAGAUAAGUGUUCCUUCAACUGCCUCAUUUCAUGACGACCGAAAAAGAACUCCAGAAAUAUCAGGUGAACGUAAAUUAAACAGUCCGACUGUCCUUGUUAGUGAAUUUGGCACAGAAAAUGCCUGUGGACAGUCUCAGACUAUGUCCAUUGCACAGAAGCAAUCAAGGAUGGAUGAAACAUUUGCCGCAGAGAACAGUAAGUUGAACAGUCGUACCACUCCCACUCAGACCACCAACCUGACCAAUGAACCAAAUUUGGUACUACCUAUCACAACAAACUUUGUUCCCAAGAUGCCUGUUGCAAAUAAAAUGCAUGAAAGUAGCAAUGCAGAAGAGGAGGAGGAGGAGGAGGAGGAAACAAUAUUCUAUGCAUUUGUUAUCUUGCAUGCGCCAGAGGAUGCGGAAAUGGCCGACAGCAUGAGGGAAAAACUGGAAAAGGUCAUUGAUGGUAAAGGUGCAACUUUCUCUGAGGACUUUGCCACCCCUGGAAAGAGCUCUCUCAAGUGUGUGGAGGAUGCUAUCAACAACACAGCCUUUACACUUUUGCUGCUCACCCGCAACUUCAACACUCGCAUGCAGGACCUGGAGACAAACUCUGCCCUCAUCAACUCCAUUAACAAGAAACACAAGUACAACACUGUCAUCCCUCUGCUGCCACAGGAGAAUUGCAUGCCCAAAGAGAGCAUGCCUUUAGUUUUGAAGACGAUAAUUCCUCUCGAGGAGAACAAGAACUUUGAGAGAAAAAUCAGAAAGUCAAUGUCUCCAGCAAACAUUAAAAUGCAGAGGAAAAUCUGGAUUGAAGAGCAGACAGUGAAAAAGCAGAUAGAAAGGCAGGAGAGACUAAAGCGAUUCAACCAGCAGCAAAACCAGCUGAUCAAAGAGUGUGAAGCAACACAGUUGCUGGAGAGAGAGAACCUUAGGCUUUUAAUGAGACAAAAACUUCUUCUCUGUUCCAGUGUGUCACCGGAACAGGAUGGUGGAGACAGGAAUUGGUGGCAACAACAACCAAAUAUUCAUAUUAAUAACGCUAAGUACAUUAUGAUUGGCAAUGACUCUCAGAUGACGGUGGAUAUGGGUGGAGGUGUGGACAAAGAUAAUUCAGUUUCCAGAGACGAGGAGCAAUAAUAUGAUAAAAUAAUGAUAUGGCGAGGAUAAGCUGACAUUUUCUUGAAUCAAUUUAUUUGUAGAAACAGAGAGAAACGAUUUGCAAUGUUUUCUGAACACUAAAACGUUAGCACCGUAAGCACCACUGUGGACUGUUCACUGCAGAUUGUUUCUCUGUACUUAAAUUUAAACAAUUAAGUGCCAUCUGAUGUGAGACGAAAAAUUUAAGACAGUCUGUUGAGUAGAACAGGGGCUUUUCAAAUGAAUAUUUAGCAAAAGACUGCCAUCUAAUGACUGGUGUGUGGUACAUACAUCCUGAUCUCAAAUGCUGUAUGAACCCACUUUAGACACUAGGGAGCAAUGCUGUCACAUGCUCCUUAUCAGAAUCAGACUUAGAAUCAGAAUUCCUUUAUUUAUCCCCAAGGGGAAAUUCUUCUUUCUUACAGACAUUGUAAUUUUCCCAAGCAAGAAAAUGAAAAGAUGGGAACAAAAAUUUUUAGAUAGAAAUAGAAAAAAUAUAAAAUAAAAUGAAAUAUAAGAUAUUUACAUAUAUAUUUCCAGGGUAAUCCAGGGUACAAUGUUCAUGUGUCCGUUACAGUUCUGUAGUUUAAUGGCGACAGGCAGGAAUGAUUUUAUGUGUCGCUCUGUUUUGCACCGUGGGAGUAAGAGUCUCUUACUGAACGAGCUCCUGUAGCUGAUCAGCACACUGUGGAGAGCGUGAGAGGGAAAGUCCAGUAUAGUCCUUAUUUUGGACAAUAUCCUCCUCUCAGACACCACUGUCAGAGAGUCCAGUUCCUCUCCCUCAACAUGGCUGGCCUUCUUGAUGAUGCUGUUAAAGUUUGUUAUUGUUCCUCAGCUUUAUGAAGCAAUUUUUAUUCCAGUUCUCACUAUAAUUCCAUCAAUAUGGAGAUUGAUGCUAUAAAUGACACUUGAAGUCUCUUACUGUGUAUGUAUAUACUUGUUUCCUAUUUGCUCUUACUCGUAUUUGCCUUUAAUCAGUGGUGGAAGAAGUAUUCAAAACUUUUACUUAGGUAAAUCUAAUAGUACUGCAAAGGAAAAAAAUGCUCAAUUAUUGAUUAAACAUUCUGUAGUCAAACCUACUAGACAAGUUAAAAUGAACAAGUAUUAAAAUUAAAUGUGUGUGGUGUUAAAAUAAAUUUAAAAAAAACAUUUAAGUGUAUUUUAAUGUUCUUCAUGUUUGCGAAUCUAAAAUUUAAAAAUAAAAAUGUCA